Molecule: messenger RNA, 609 nt
Organism: Gregarina niphandrodes
Lineage: Eukaryota; Apicomplexa; Conoidasida; Eugregarinorida; Gregarinidae
Exons: 1
Coding region: 1-609 (202 amino acids)
Source: RefSeq, a predicted model, not a curated record
AUGAAUCAUCCAGAGAGCGUCACGAUUAUAGACGGGACGGCUUGCUUAGGCAAGACGUCCGUGCUUAAGAGAAUAAGUCUUCAAUACCCGAAUGUGGUAAUUGGAGAUUUUGCAGAAGAUGUCCGACUGUACCCAGUCUUCAAAGACAAGAAUACCGAUGGUGCCAUCGACAUCGCGUAUACUAUUUUCCAAUUGUCCAAACUACAAGCAAGAUCAAUUCACGAUAGAGGGCCCUUAAGUGCACUCACCUACUCAUUAAUCUUUUCAAUCAUCGAAGGAAGAAGGUCCCUACAACAAACAGAAGACCUUAUCGCCCGGUUCCCCAGGGAAAUGUGGGAGAUACCGAAACGAAUGCAGACGAUAAUUGUGUUAGAAGACGAUCCACAAGCAUGUCUGGAGCGAAUGCGCCUUAGAAACAACGGUCUUGAUGUCAUGACCAUAGAAUACGUAAAGAUACAGAACGAAGUAUUCAAAUUGAUUGCAAGUCGUAUAGGUGCAAAAAAAUUGACACGUAAAAAAGAAGAACCAAUGGAAGCCUGGAUUCAUAGACUCCAAAAAGAGAUCAUGUUGUUACACACAACUCGCACACAAGCAAAAACUUUUUUUUAA